This is a messenger RNA of Fonsecaea multimorphosa CBS 102226, 1335 nucleotides long. RefSeq lists its product as uncharacterized. Gene Ontology annotation, molecular function: FAD binding. The record is from RefSeq and is a predicted model, not a curated record. The coding region runs from base 1 to 1335 and encodes 444 amino acids. The transcript has 2 exons. Lineage: Eukaryota; Fungi; Ascomycota; Eurotiomycetes; Chaetothyriales; Herpotrichiellaceae.
AUGGAAACAGAACAGAAUACAAACGGCAUGGACCCUUCAACAACAGUUCUGAUCGUAGGAGCAGGACCCACGGGCCUCUUUCUGGCGCUGCGCCUUGCCCGGGCCGGAAUACGGACAGUUGUCUUUGAACAAGACGCCGAGCUGCUUCCAACGCCCCGUGCAUUGGGAUACUUUGGCCCGACACAGUUCGCGCUUCAGCAUGCAGGAAUCUGGGAGGAGGUUCGAGAUCAAGGGUAUCUGCUCAAGGGCCUGUCCUGGAGGAAGAUAACUCAGGAGACGUCUCCGGGAUACAGAGGCUGGGGUGAUCUGAUUGCGUCGUGGGAUCUGACCCAAGGAUCAGCUUCGAGGGAGGGCGAAUGUGGCUACGGCAUGACGAUACUCGGACAACAUCGCUUGAGGGAGAUCAUCAUGUCAAAACUGGCCGCUUCGCGGCUUGCCCAGGUAUAUUUCGGGCACAAGGUUGUCGCUGUGACCCAAGACGACCACUCGGCGAGUGUGGAUGUGACGGUCCUCGACCAACAAGGGGGCCAGCGUUCAUUCCGAGGAUCGUACUUGGUGGCUGCUGAUGGAGGCAAGUCGACAGUGCGCAAAUUGCUCGCAUUGCCCCUCGAAGGCAUCACUUGGCCGCAAGUACUGGUGGCGACGGACACAUGGGCCGAUAUACCUCUUCCCAGCGACGGCCCUCCCUUUGUGUACAUUGUGAAUCCAGUCGAUUGGGCCCUCUUUAGCCCUAUACAAAGACCGUGUGAGCACGGGCCCAGCUACUAUCGUAUCACUGUGCCCAUGGCUCGCGAGCAGUGUGAGCCGGACGUUCUCGACUGGAAUCUGAAACAGAAACUCGAAAGGUUGCUUCCCGGCCCACGACCAGCCAAGUAUGAGGUGGUGCGGUCGCAGAGGUACGAGACGCAUCAGCGAGUCGUCCCAUCCAUGAUCUCUGGAAGAUGCAUGUUGAUCGGCGACGCGGCGCAUCUGAACAAUCCCUGGGGAGGACUCGGCCUGAGCACGGGGCUGCUUGACGCGGACUCCCUUGCCGAUGCUCUAACGUACGUCUUAGGACAAGGUCUAUCAGCCUCAAUACUGCGACGCUGGGCUGACGCCCGGAGAGAGGUGUUUCUGAAGAUCGUCAAUCCCAUUUCAUCGGCGAACAAGCUUCGCUGUCACGAUACCGAUCCUGACAAUCCCAGCUCUGAUCCCUUCUUCAAGAUGCUCAGAAAGGAGGAUAAUGAGCAGGAGCUUCAGGACUUGAUGUGCUCAAUGGCAGAAAUGGCCACAGAUGUGUCGCAGUUCAUAGAGGACCAAGCUCAGCCGCCAGGAAACCCGCCCCACGCGAGCUAG